CAUAAACUUGCAGGAUCACUAGAUCUGCAAGAUCUUUCUCUUGCUGUGCAGCAACCACAAACUGAUCUCCUAGAACAAACAUUACUCUCAGCACCGCUAAAUGGUGACUUAACAGAUAGUGUAGUUUGUUUCGGGAAUUAUGAUGAUGUAAAAAUCUCUAUUGUGGAUCCAAAUAUGGAAACAGUUGGAUCCUUUACAGAUAUUCUUUUGGAACCCACGUGUGUUGAAAACACAAUUUCUAAUGAAAUUUCAGACUCUAGUCUUCCCCAGCAAACUCCAGAGUUGAAUUCUAAAUAUAAAGUGACCAAAAGUAGUGAAGUUGAAUGUCAAACACCAACAAUAGAAGAUAAAUUUCAACAGAAAUCUAGAACUAGAAAAGGCGAUUCGUCAAAUAAUAGUGGUUUUCAACAAGUUAAUAAAUCUGUGUUGGCUCGAGUCUCAGCAUUGUUACCUGCUUCAUAUCUUACGAUCAGAAAAUGUUCACGUAAAAGAGGUUGUGGAGUAUUUGCUCGUAAGACUAUUCGGCAACGAACAUGUUUUGGACCAAUUGAAGGAUUUUUGAGAACGUCAACAUUUUCUCCGCAGAGUAAGGGUCAAAAAUUUAAAAACAAGCUUGUUUUUUUGGUUGAAACAGGCCCUGAUAAAGUUCAAGCUCUAGAUAUUUCUAGGAAGAAUGCAUUUAAUUGGAUGCGUUUUGUGCGUGUGGCACAAUCUUGCAAUGAGCAGAAUGUGAUUUUAAGUCAACAAGGUCAAUCACUGUUCCUUACUACAACAAAAGUUAUUCAUCCAAGAGAAGAAUUGAGGGUAUGGUACAGUUUGGUUUAUGCCAGGCGUCAUGGACUACCUUUCCUUCAACCUUUGAAACUUGGUUUGAAAGGUACAUGUGACCCAUCAAGUACAUGGUUAUGUUUCAAAUGUAGUGACCGUUUUGUAUGUUCUGGAGAUUUGCAAUAUCAUCUCAAUAUACAUAAUUUGGAUAUAUUGAAAAUGGAAACCAAUACAUGUGUUAGAAAGGCUACAUGUGCCCUGUGUUCAAAGAAAGCAACAUAUAAAAAUAAAAAUAAAGAUUAUGCAUCAAAAUGUCAGAUUUGCAAGAGUCAGUACCACCCAUGUCAUGUAGUCCAGCAUAAUGAUAAC
Messenger RNA from Gryllus bimaculatus (two-spotted cricket), 1137 nucleotides. The record is from the annotation of a GenBank genome assembly. NCBI's taxonomy places the organism in Eukaryota, Metazoa, Arthropoda, Insecta, Orthoptera, Gryllidae.